CAGAACUUCACAUACUGGUGUAAAUACAACCAGAAUGUGGCUUCACUUACUAAAUUUAUCUGUAAGGGAGAGGACCCAGCUGUAUGUCAGCCUCUCAUAAACACCACAGGGCCCGAUAUGAACAACAGGUUUUUCAUGAAUGACGACAAAACAGCGAGAAAUAUCAGCAUCACGGUGAGAGCGGUGAGAGCGAAUGACAGCGGGACGUACUGGUGUGGAGCAGGACGCACCGACCACCAACCAAACAACACCAUCCUCAACAGACUGCUCCUCACUGUCCGAAACCCCGUUUCUCCAAGCCCAGCAGCUCCUGAGAGUUUUGUCUCCUCACAGGUCGUGCUUGUUGUGAUCGUCUGUGUCGCUUUGCUGCUGCUGAUGUUGCUGAUGUUUGUUAUAGUUUUGAUCCUUAUUUACAAACGUUUUUCCAGAUUAAAAAGUGCAGGAAAUGGAGCCUCAGCACAGCAUAUCAAAGAGGAUAACAUCUAUGAAGAGGUACAGGAGCACCGCCAGUAUCCAAACACAGUUUAUGUCACCCUGAGUCCUCCAAACCAGCCCGCCGCACUGCAUUACUCUACCAUCAGCUUUCAAAGCAGGCCCGACACAGCUGGUGGUGAGACACUGACUGUCAAACCCAGCUCCUCUGCCUGCAGAUACUCUGCUGUGAAGUUCAGCAAGUGUCCAACCAACUCAUCUGUCAGUCACCUCCACAGAGGAGCCGUUCUGCUCAACAGGCCUCAGGAAAAACUGGAAUAAGAUCAGCUUUCUCAGAAAAGUACAAAUGACACAGCCUGCAGGGCCAAGAAUUCAGCUCAUGAUGUUUGUGUAUGUUUUUUUGUUGUGUUAUAUUUGAGCUUUCUUUCUUGUAAUAUGUGUUGUGUAUUAUUGUGUAUAAAUGCUUAUUUGGACAUUUGAAGGAGUUUAUCCUGAUGCAAUAAAUUUGAAGAAAAGAGCUUACAAAUUCAUUUCCAGCAGCUUCAAAAAGUUUCUGUUGAACAGAAAUCCUGCUGUGAUGA
Molecule: messenger RNA, 1013 nt
Organism: Archocentrus centrarchus (flier cichlid)
Lineage: Eukaryota; Metazoa; Chordata; Actinopteri; Cichliformes; Cichlidae
Exons: 5
Coding region: 118-753 (211 amino acids)
Biological process (GO): negative regulation of immune response; positive regulation of T cell apoptotic process
Cellular component (GO): external side of plasma membrane; membrane
Source: RefSeq, a predicted model, not a curated record